Quercus lobata is the source of this 900-nucleotide messenger RNA. RefSeq names its product hevamine-A-like. Gene Ontology annotation, biological process: carbohydrate metabolic process. The coding region runs from base 1 to 900 and encodes 299 amino acids. The transcript has a single exon. NCBI's taxonomy places the organism in Eukaryota, Viridiplantae, Streptophyta, Magnoliopsida, Fagales, Fagaceae. Gene Ontology annotation, cellular component: extracellular region. The record is from RefSeq and is a predicted model, not a curated record. Gene Ontology annotation, molecular function: chitinase activity.
AUGGCUAGAAAUCUUCAACUUACACCUUUAGUCUUUUCCCUCUUAUUCCUUAUGACCUUAAUCAAAACCUCUCAUGCUAGAGGCAUCGCUAUCUACUGGGGUCAAAAUGGCAAUGAGGGAAACCUAACAACUACCUGUGCUACAGGAAGAUAUUCCUAUGUAAACUUAGCCUUCCUAAACGUAUUUGGCAAUGGCCAAACCCCAGAAAUCAACCUUGCUGGUCAUUGCAACCCAGCAUCCAAUGGGUGCACCAUUAUUAGUGAAGGAAUAAGGUUCUGCCAAAAGCAUGGAAUUAAGGUCAUGCUCUCAAUUGGAGGUGGAGUUGGAAACUACUCUCUAGCUUCUCCCAAGGAUGCAGAAAAAGUAGCAAAAUAUUUAUGGCACAAUUUCUUGGGUGGAAAGUCAUCUUCGCGGCCAUUAGGGGAUGCCAUAUUGGAUGGCAUAGACUUUGACAUUGAGCUUGGCUCAACAAAAUAUUGGGAAGACCUAGCAAAGCACUUGAAGAAACAUUGCAAGAAAAGAAGGAAGGUGUACUUGACAGCAGCUCCACAAUGUCCAUUUCCUGACAGAUUUCUUGGUACUGCACUUAACACAGGUCAUUUUGACCAUGUUUGGGUUCAAUUCUAUAACAAUCCUCAAUGCCAAUAUAGUUCGGGUAACACCACUAAUCUUAUGAGCUCAUGGAACCGAUGGAGUACCUCGAUAAAGGUAGGGAAAUUAUUUUUAGGCUUACCUGCGGCUCCUCAGGCAGCUGGAAGUGGAUAUGUUCCACCUGAUGUGUUGACUUCUCAAAUUCUUCCUGUGAUUAGGAAGUCACCAAAGUAUGGAGGUGUGAUGCUUUGGUCAAGAUAUUAUGAUGGUUUAACUGGAUAUAGUUCCUCCAUUAUUGAAAGUGUGUGA